UAAACUCUUCAAAGGAGGGCAUUCCAGUGGAAGGGAAUGCACCAUUCUUGCUUGAAUAAAUACAAAAAGACGGGUUAUAAUUUUUUUUUUUUAGGGUUUCUUGUAAACGUCUCAAGACAUUUAUGUAUUAGGAUUUAGGGUUUUCUCUUCACAAGGCAGGAGCGGCGGUUGGAGCAGCAGCAUUGAGCAGGAUGAGUCACAGGAAGUUCGAGCAUCCCAGGCAUGGAUCCCUUGGAUUCCUUCCUCGCAAGAGAGCUCGUCGUCACAGAGGAAAAGUUAAGUCUUUUCCGAGGGAUGACCCAACAAAGCCCUGCAAGCUGACGGCUUUCAUGGGGUACAAGGCAGGCAUGACCCACAUCGUCAGAGAGGUCGAGAAGCCUGGAUCCAAGCUUCACAAGAAGGAGACCUGUGAGACAGUGACUAUUUUGGAGACUCCACCCAUGGUGAUUGUGGGUUUAGUGGCCUACAUCAAGACACCUCGUGGUCUCCGCACGCUCAACACCGUGUGGGCUCAGCAUCUCAGUGAGGAGUUGAGGAGACGUUUUUACAAGAACUGGUACAAGGCCAAGAAGAAGGCCUUUACCAAGUAUGCGAAGAAAUAUGAAACUGAUGAUGGAAAGAAAAACAUUGAUGCUGAACUUGAAAAGAUGAAGAAGUAUGCUUCUGUUAUUAGGGUUUUAGCUCACACUCAGGUGAAGAAGAUGAAGGGUUUGAAGCAGAAGAAGGCUCACCUCAUGGAAAUCCAAGUGAAUGGUGGAGCAAUUGCACAAAAAGUAGAUUAUGGGUACAGCUUUUUUGAGAAGCAGGUACCCAUUGAUGCUAUUUUCCAGAAGGAUGAAAUGAUUGAUGUGAUUGGUGUUACAAAAGGUAAGGGGUAUGAAGGUGUGGUAACUAGAUGGGGCGUCACAAGACUGCCUCGUAAAACACAUAGAGGUUUGCGAAAGGUAGCCUGUAUUGGUGCUUGGCAUCCAGCCAGAGUUUCCUUCACAGUUGCUAGAGCUGGUCAGAAUGGAUAUCAUCAUCGAACCGAAAUGAAUAAGAAGAUCUACAAGAUUGGUAAGCGAGAAGAGGAUUCCCAUACUGCACUGACCGAUUUUGAUCGGACUGAGAAGGAUAUCACUCCAAUGGGUGGAUUUCCUCACUAUGGUAUUGUAAAGGAUGAUUACAUCAUGAUCAAAGGAUGUUGUGCUGGUCCCAAGAAGCGUGUCGUUACUUUGCGUCAGUCACUCUUGAAACAGACAUCUCGUACAGCUUUGGAAGAAAUCAAGCUGAAAUUCAUUGACACCUCCUCCAAGUUUGGACACGGAAGGUUCCAGACAUCAGCAGAGAAAGCUAAGAUUUUUGGUAAAUUGAAGGCGUAGCAGGUAAUGUAGGCGGUUCUUAGUAUUCAUCUGUGGCUGCAGACGGUGUGUUUUUUUUUUUGAUCAAAAAUGAAUUUUAAGCAUUCAUUUAAGUUUUUUAAACUACUGUGCAUUUUUCCAGUAAAAAUCAUUGAGAAUAUUGUCUGAAUGGAGAUAACAUUCAAAUUAAUUGUCUUUUAUCGAGGAUUAUUUGCUUCAGAGUAAAAGAGGCUGGUGUCAUUGAUCUCUGAAAUAAACUGAUCUCUGUUUUUUUGGCAUGUUAACAUAUAAAUAUUUUAGUUGA
Molecule: messenger RNA, 1644 nt
Organism: Cryptomeria japonica (Japanese cedar)
Lineage: Eukaryota; Viridiplantae; Streptophyta; Pinopsida; Cupressales; Cupressaceae
Product: large ribosomal subunit protein uL3
Exons: 4
Coding region: 192-1361 (389 amino acids)
Biological process (GO): translation; ribosomal large subunit assembly
Cellular component (GO): cytosolic large ribosomal subunit; ribosome
Molecular function (GO): RNA binding; structural constituent of ribosome
Source: RefSeq, a predicted model, not a curated record